Fusarium falciforme is the source of this 525-nucleotide messenger RNA. RefSeq lists its product as hypothetical. Lineage: Eukaryota; Fungi; Ascomycota; Sordariomycetes; Hypocreales; Nectriaceae. Bases 1 to 525 code for a protein of 174 amino acids. The transcript has 3 exons. The record is from RefSeq and is a predicted model, not a curated record.
AUGGCUGAUAUCCUCGACUCACGCCUCAAGGUCUUCAACAACCACUCCGAAGCCCUUGACCGUAUGGCCAAGAGUCUAGGUCGCAACUACACAAUGUUCCAGCUCGAGUUUUACCAGCUUCUACGGUUCGCCUUCUCCGAUAGGACUAUACAGCGGAUGAAGACGGACCAGGGUUGCAAGGAGUGGAAGGAGUGCGAGGUGUACGAGGCACGAAUGCGGAGGGGUCUUGGGGGCAGCUACAAGUCCUGCAAGAUCUUGGUGGACGAUAUUGCGGCUGCCCUGAACAGCUUCGCCGUGAAGCUAAACACGUGUGUGACAGGGGAAGAGGAAGACCAGUCCAACAAGGGAAGCGAGACAAUGACCAAGUUCCUGCUACGCUGCCGAGUGACGCUGCUCGCUCCAGCGCUCGAGGGCAUCAACAGCCGGCUCCGUGAGCUUCUGCAGGACCUGACGUCUCUGGGGGAGAAGAUGGAGGCACUCAGCAGAGCUCAUCCGUCGGGUGGCGCUCUGCGACUGCUCUCGUAG